Messenger RNA from Cyclocybe aegerita, 1932 nucleotides. The record is from the annotation of a GenBank genome assembly. NCBI's taxonomy places the organism in Eukaryota, Fungi, Basidiomycota, Agaricomycetes, Agaricales, Hemipholiotaceae.
AUGGCUAGUGUGAGAGGCCCACCCAAGCCCAUCGUACCGCAGCAUGUCGUUCGCACAACGCCUGCUGCUUUCCCAAGACCCGCUUACCUCGACCACUCUGCGUUACGACACUUGUUGCAGGUCGAAGGACCCGAGCCUCCUAUACCCAGCCGAAGGGCCGAUGCCUCUGCGAGCACGACGAGUGCGAGGAAUCAAGCGUAUGCCAAUGCUUUGUCUGUUUCGUCUGACAACGACGACACCCGCAGUGCCUCCUCCUCACCCGUCCCUACGCCACUCCCUCGUGUGGAUCAGCCCCUCAAACUACCUACUCGAUGGAGCGAACAAGAUCGACACACUGGCCUCAGUGUUUCCUCUGACGGACGUGAACUAAUAUUCAAUGGACCAUCCUGCAGCGCUGAGAAGGAGGCUGCCUCUGCGCGUACAAUUUACCCCAUCCCUCGAGCGUGUGGUAUUUUUUACUACGAAGUCGAGAUUCUGGGAAAGGACCAAAAAGCUCACAUCAGCAUUGGUUUCGCCAGCAAGUCGGGGAAAUUUGUCAGGUUGCCAGGGUGGGAUGCGAAUUCUUGGGGUUAUUAUGGCGACGAUGGGUGCGCAUUAUCCCCUGAAAGAAGCGGAUUCCAAUACGGCCAACCAUUUGGCACUGGCGAUUUCAUUGGAUGUGGUAUUGACUUCUCCACGUACAAGGCAUUUUAUACCAAGAACGGAAUCCUAAUAGGUCCAGUGUUCGAUAAUGUUGGCAAAAAUGGUGACCUCUUCCCUUCAGUUGGGAUCCAGCAUACGGGCGAAUCAGUUCGCGCCAAUUUCGGUCAGGACCCAUUCAAAUACGAUAUCGACGAUCACGUCCAACAACAACGUAACGUGACUUGGAAUAAAAUUCUAAGCACAUCCCUCAAUCGCAGCGUAUUGCACGGACGCUACCGCAGGACUGGAGUUGGUUCGAUUGCGUCCAUUACCAAUGACACAGGAGUCCAGCAGUCUCUGACUGAAGAGGAGUCGAAACAGGUCCUUAACCAACUAGUGAUGACAUACCUUGUUCAUCACGGAUACGCCAAAACGGCGCAUGCGUUUGGAAGGCAGUACGAGGGACGUGAUAAAGACCCGUCGAAGGACGCCUCAAACACAAGUGGACACGGUCCCGACGUCGAAAUGAAAGCAUCAUCAAGCACCUCCGAAUCUGUGGAAAUUGACAUUCAAUCUCGCACAAACGUCGUGAACUCCGUCCUUGCAGGAGACUUAGAUUCAGCAAUUGGAACCCUUCAGAAAAGGUAUCCAACGGUUUUGGAGGCCGAUGACCAUAUGUUGCUAUUCAAGUUGCGAUGCCGGAAAUUUGUGGAGCUGUUCCUCGAGACAACGGAAAUGAAAAAGAGGAUGAAGGCAAUAAAAGAGAGGGAGCUUGCGAAGAGUAAGGCGCCAGAACUACCUCUGCAGGAUACCUGGAUGGAUGAAGAGAUGAGUAUGGACAUUGAUGAAGAACCAUCCGUUCCACACCACCGCAGGCCAUCGAUUGCCCCCUCCCCAAUGGACCAUACCGAAGAACUCAAUGGCAAGGAACUGUGGUCGCCUGACACCAUUUCUGCCCAAUACGAGUCUGCGUUAAAUGCUGCUCUUGCCUAUGGCCAAACGUUAACCAACGACCAUCAGUCCGACAACAGGCUGGAGGUGCAACAAUUGUUCAAGAAAACCUUUGGGAUUGUUGCUUUCGAGGAUCCGCUCGAUCCGAGUUGUCCAGUGGUGGAUGUUGCUUCGCACGAUUCGAGAGUGGCUCUUGCGCAUGACGUCAACCAGGCAAUCCUCAAAUCACAAGGACGUCCAGCACAACCUGCUCUGGAAACUCUGUACCGUCACACCGCCACCGCCAUAACCCAACUCGGCUUGUCUGGCGUCGGAGCUGCCGCAUUUGCAGACAUGUCGAAGGAGUUCCUGCAACCGUAA